AUGGACGACAAUCUGGCUGCUCCUCCGCCCAAUGAGGCCGUCUCUUGGCGGCAGCAGUGGUAUGACGGGCUCGAGGAAGCCAGCACCUUAUGGUUCCUCCCUCUAGAUGCACAAGGGAUGAUGGAUGUCCUAACUCCUCUACAUGAGAUGAUCGACCUGCCCGCGCGAAAUGCUGAGCAGACAUCGUUCCGGGCGAGUGUAGGGGACGAUCUGGCCAAGGCGCGACAUCAUACAAACCGGUACCUGGUCGAACAGGAUUUGAUGCAAAUGCAAGAGGCUUGGGAUCUGUACUACUCCGUGAGCAUCUCGACACCCCACUCCCCCUGCCCGCUGCCACUGAGUUACAUCAGGUAUUCCAGCGCAUCAGUAAAGAGAUCCGACCGGCCGCACCAGUACAGCAAGAGGCAUGACGAUGACAAGGCACAAGGACAAGGACAAUGGAAGAGGAUGCAUGGCUAUAUCCGAAGGAAUAGAUUUAUCCUCGCUUAUGGACCGGUAACAGCACGAAAGUACAACUGA
Dioszegia hungarica is the source of this 519-nucleotide messenger RNA. RefSeq names its product Rapamycin-binding domain-containing protein. The transcript has 2 exons. Gene Ontology annotation, molecular function: protein-containing complex binding. NCBI's taxonomy places the organism in Eukaryota, Fungi, Basidiomycota, Tremellomycetes, Tremellales, Bulleribasidiaceae. The record is from RefSeq and is a predicted model, not a curated record. Bases 1 to 519 code for a protein of 172 amino acids.